Talaromyces proteolyticus is the source of this 1401-nucleotide messenger RNA. RefSeq names its product putative 2-dehydropantoate 2-reductase. The transcript has a single exon. The annotation marks the transcript as partial. NCBI's taxonomy places the organism in Eukaryota, Fungi, Ascomycota, Eurotiomycetes, Eurotiales, Trichocomaceae. The record is from RefSeq and is a predicted model, not a curated record. Gene Ontology annotation, cellular component: mitochondrion; cytoplasm. Gene Ontology annotation, biological process: pantothenate biosynthetic process. Gene Ontology annotation, molecular function: 2-dehydropantoate 2-reductase activity; NADP binding.
AAACUGUCUGCAAAACGACUCCACCGUCCGCUUCUGCGGAUUGGUCUGAUCAGCAGCGAGCAUGGAUUCGCAAAAUGUCAGUCAAUAUUCACAGUGCCAUGUCACGGUUGGUUUAUGGCGCGGACUUACUCGACGAAGCAGCAUCGCCGCCAAUCGACGCCUGAAUCGACAGAGGAGAUGCUGAAUGGGCGCUUGUCGGGUCGCAUACACAUCACUGGCAUGGGAAAUGUCGGGUGCUUUGUGGCACAUGCAUUAGCAUCACGAAAGACACGACCACCGAUCACACUUCUUCUACAUAAUAAAGACAUGUACGCGAAAUGGAUGCGGAGGAAACAGUCAAUUUCGUUAAUGACGAAUGGCCUGGAUGAUAUCAAGACCGGGUAUGAUGUGAAUGUGCUGGAUAAUAACAUCUGGUAUUCGCUGCCGCAUUCAACGGACCAGGAUACAUUGUCUGAUACAUACAUGGAACUAGCACCAGGAAGUUCACUACAUGGGUUGGAAGGGUAUGAGGAAUUAGCGCCAAUUCCACCGGAGAAGGACGACGAGAAGAUUGAAUGUUUGAUUGUUACUACGAAAGCUCCGCAGACAGUCCAGGCGUUGGCUUCUGUUAGCAAUCGGUUGACUCCGGAGUCGACAGUGCUGUUUCUGCAGAAUGGGAUGGGAGUGGUUGAGGAAGUCAACGAGCAGGUCUUCCCAGACCCGAAGAAUCGCCCUCAUUAUAUACAGGGUAUUAUUUCGCAUGGGCUCAAGGGCCAUCAACACUAUCAUAUUGAAUACACUGGUGUGGGAACAGUUAUUCUCGGAGCACUGCCCUCGCAAGCGUCCCCAAACCUGAAGGAAGAGGACUGGGCACCGUCUACCAAGUACCUCCUUCGCACACUGACAUUGACACCUCCACUAGUAGCAGUCGCUGAAAGCCCCACCAAUGUUCUUCAAUACCAACUGGAGAAGCUAGCUAUGAACUGUGUCAUCAACUCAUUCACAGUUCUCUUAGACGCUCAGAACGGAGAGCUUCUCUACAACUACCAUAUCACUCGUUCAAUGCGACUCCUACUUGCCGAAAUAUCAACCGUCAUAUGCGCAUUACCGGAGUUAGAAGGUGUCCCAGGCAUCCAGUCCCGAUUUGCAACUGAGAGGUUGAGAAAACUAGCCGCCAACCUGGCAAAUAAAACGGCAGCGAAUACGAGUUCGAUGCUCCAGGACAUGCAAAGCCUGCGGAGAACUGAAAUUGAGUAUAUUAACGGCUACAUUGUUCGUCGAGGUGAUGAGUUGGGGAUUAAGUGCGCCUUAAAUUAUAUGCUUAUGCAAUUGGUUCUGGGCAAGAACUAUAUCCUGCGACAGAGAGAAGCAGGCGCCGUACCGUUUGAUCUGUCCAAUCUAGAGACGGAGGAAGAACAAUAA